AUGUCAUCUCCUUAUCCCGGUGCGUUCCCACCGUCCUCCGCUCCAGGCGGAUCACCCAACUCUUCCUCUUUACCUCAAUCGCGAAAUAUCGAUCCGUUAGCUUUUGACAAUGUCCGUGGAUUGGGCGGAACCAUACCCGGUGCUACGGGUCAAGGUGACGAGGGCUCACAAGCUGGUGAAGAUAAUACGGACGGUACUAGGGCAGCUCAAAGGAGAGCUCGAGGAGGUGUAGAUCCUGAAUCUAUACCUAGGGUUAAAGAUGCAACCGGUGAGAAGGUCAUGGAGAGUUUUGCAUUGUUUUUGGAAAACUUCACCGAACAGAUCGCCUUCCCCGAGACACCAGCUUCGUUUCAUGGUCAGAACCCCUUACCAGCUACGGCCGACGAGAGCAAAUUCUACAUCGAGCAGAUCAAAGCUAUGAAGGAGUUCGAGCUCACAACGCUCUACGUCGAUUUUGGUCAUUUGCUAGAACGAGAGGAAGUUUUGGCUCGAGCUAUCCAGUCUCAGUAUUAUCGCUUUCUUCCGUACCUUCGACGAGCAUUACAAACUCUGGUUCGAAAAUACGAGCCCACCUAUCUUUACACUUCCACUUCAUUUUCAUCCACCUCAUCCGCAUCCAGCUCAUCCCUGACUACUCGAGACUUCAAUAUCGCAUUCUACAACCUCCCACUUACUUCUGGUAUACGAGAUCUGCGAAUGGACAGGAUCGGUCAAUUAAUUAGUAUAAGUGGUACCGUUACAAGAACAAGUGAAGUUCGACCUGAGUUGGUCAGCGGUACUUUUGUCUGCGAACAAUGUAACGCUGUGAUCAAGGAUGUGGAACAACAAUUCAAAUACACCGAGCCUAUAUUGUGUCAAAACCAAACGUGUAACAAUCGGACCAACUGGUUAUUGAAUAUUGAACAAUCUAAGUUCUCAGAUUGGCAGAAAGUCAGGAUCCAAGAGAAUGCGAAUGAGAUCCCAACAGGUAGUAUGCCAAGAUCGCUCGAUGUCAUUCUUCGAUCGGAAAUUGUUGAAAGAGCCAAAGCAGGUGAUAAAUGUACUUUCACCGGUACUUUCAUUGUCGUUCCUGAUGUAUCUCAACUCGGUCUUCCCGGUGUGAACGCCCAGAUGAUGAGAGAGAAUCAAGGUGGGCGAGGUGAUGGAGGUGUCGCGAGUCAAGGUGUUACCGGUCUCAAGGCAUUGGGUGUCAGGGAUCUACAAUAUAAGACAGCUUUCUUGUCUUGUAUGGUUCAAGGUGCAGAUGCGAGGGCUGGCGCUACCGAUGUCAGAGGAGAUCUUGAAGAAGGUGAUGAAGAUCAGGAGACAUUCUUAAACUCGCUUACUCAGCAAGAGAUCGAUGAGCUCAAGAAUAUGGUCAAUUCUGACAAUAUCUACCAACGUCUGGUGCAGAGUAUAGCUCCUACCGUUUAUGGCCACGAAAUCGUGAAGAAGGGUAUUCUCCUUCAACUCAUGGGAGGGGUUCACAAACAAACUCAGGAAGGUAUCCAUCUCAGAGGUGAUAUCAACGUUUGUGUGGUUGGUGAUCCAAGUACCAGUAAAUCCCAAUUCCUGAAAUACGUGUGCGGUUUCCUCCCUCGAGCAGUAUACACGUCCGGUAAAGCAUCCUCAGCAGCCGGUCUUACAGCAGCGGUCGUACGAGACGAAGAGUCCGGUGAAUUCACAAUCGAAGCUGGAGCGUUGAUGUUAGCCGACAAUGGUAUCUGUGCAAUUGACGAGUUCGACAAGAUGGAUGUAGCGGAUCAAGUCGCCAUUCACGAAGCGAUGGAACAGCAGACCAUCUCAAUUGCCAAAGCGGGUAUUCAAGCUACACUCAAUGCUAGAACAUCAAUCUUGGCUGCUGCUAACCCGAUCGGAGGGAGAUAUAAUCGAAAGAUGAGUUUGAGAGCGAACGUAGCGAUGUCAGCUCCUAUCAUGUCGAGAUUCGAUCUGUUCUUUGUGGUCUUAGAUGAAUGUAAUGAAAACGUGGAUUUACAUAUUGCUCAACAUAUCGUCAAUGUCCAUCGCUUCAGAGAUGCUGCUAUCGCUCCCGAGUUUAGUACGGAAGCUUUACAAAGGUAUAUCAGAUAUGCUAGAACAUUCAGUCCUAAACUCACCCCCGCUGCGAGCGCUGUGUUAGUGGAAAAGUACAGAUCGUUGAGACAGGAUGAAGGUGGACCUGGGAAGAGUAAUUUCAGAAUUACCGUUAGACAAUUGGAAAGUAUGAUUCGUCUUUCUGAGGCUAUCGCUCGAGCGAACUGUCAAGAUGAGAUCUCCCCUGCGAUCGUACGAGAAGCAUACUCGCUCUUACGACAAUCUAUCAUCCACGUCGAACAGGAUGACAUCUCCUUUGACGAUGAUGAUGCUGUACCUAAUGGAGAUGCUGAUGGAGAUGCUCAAAUGGACGCUGCCGAUGUGGCUGCCCUCGAAGCUGCUGAAUCGAGCUACCAAGCUCAAACUUCUUCUGCUACUGCUCAGGCCCAGGCCGAAUCGAGCUUACAAGGUCAGGUGGCAAGUAGCGGUAAGAAGAAGAUGAGGAUUACAUAUAACCGAUACAUGGAAAUCAUGAAUCUCCUUGUCCUUCAUUUAUCAGAGAUAGAAAGGGAGAACGGUACAGGUGUAGAUAAAGAAGAACUCAUUCAAUGGUAUCUCGAACAGAAAGAAAGCGAAUUCGAAACAGAGGAAGACCUGAAUUACGAGAGGGAAUUGAUUGGAAAGGCCUUAGUGAAAUUGGCUAAAGAUAAUUAUUUGAUGGAAAUUAGAGGUGAUGUUAGAGAUGGGCUGGUUCCUUCUUCUACUACUGGUACUGGCGGAGAAGAGAGUAUGGAAGAGAGUCUGGAAGGUGAAAGUGGAAAAGUAUAUUACCUCGUUCAUCCUCAGGUCGACCUUUCAGACUUAUCUUCAUCCAUCCCUGCGUAA
Kwoniella botswanensis is the source of this 2898-nucleotide messenger RNA. RefSeq lists its product as uncharacterized. The transcript is spliced from 12 exons. Gene Ontology annotation, molecular function: ATP binding; single-stranded DNA binding; single-stranded 3'-5' DNA helicase activity. Gene Ontology annotation, biological process: double-strand break repair via break-induced replication; mitotic DNA replication; DNA replication initiation. Gene Ontology annotation, cellular component: nucleus; MCM complex. Bases 1 to 2898 code for a protein of 965 amino acids. The record is from RefSeq and is a predicted model, not a curated record. NCBI's taxonomy places the organism in Eukaryota, Fungi, Basidiomycota, Tremellomycetes, Tremellales, Cryptococcaceae.